CCUUAUUGAAUCCGGCCAUUGCUACCUGACAUGGUUUGUCAGUAAAGGAUUAUACGGCUUAGAGCAUCAUUUUCUCGACGGCUAAAAUUUACCUACACACAGCCCUUCUAUUUUCGACAAACGGGGGAAAAAGGUCUGAUUGCACGUUAGAGCAAAAUAGCUUCAUCAGGUAGCCAAUCACAACGCAGGAUUUGGGCGAUAUUGCAUACAGGCUCGUGGGGCAAGCCACCUAAUAACCACGUUAAAACACAAUAGCAUUUAAGCCAAUCAUAGCGCGCAUCUGGGUUUAAAUACGUGCAGAUAUUAUUUACAGAGGAAAAAUUGACGAAACAGAGGAACUCGGAAAUUAAACUCACGUACGUUGAUAUGGACUUGACCUUGGUUUUUUGCGCUCAUUCUGCCCAGAACUUGAGGUCACUGCGCUUUUAAAAGCACGUUUUAUUCCAAGAGUUUUCAGCCGCUAAUUACUAAUAAAAUACUUAUGCUUGCAAGCUCUUACGCCCACGUAGACAAGAUCUCACGGUUGAAUUCCGUAACCAAUUAGUUGCUUGUCGAUUUGAGUAAGAUUGACCGCCUCGCUAAUUCAUUAAUCAGUCAGCCUUAGCCUGGAGCAGCUCUCGGUUGAAGAUUCUCACUACAAACGAGUGAGCCGAUAGAUACGUUACAUAUUGCUCAAGCGGGUGAUUUUCAUCAGCAGGGACAAGUUGUAGAGCGGAAAAUUUCAAUCAAGCUCGCACGCUUUCUAAAGGCACCUUGCUGGAGGUUCGGACUUACAGGCGGUUAACGACUUCUUCCAAGAUGGCAGUGUUUCAGCCAAGUGGCAAACACGUUCUUCAUUCAAUGAAACCUUGUGAUCUCUCGUCAUGUACAAAGAGAGAAAUCAAGGAAUAUUUUGAAAACUCCUUUGAUCUCUACGAGACCCUAUUUACGACUCUGAACGAUGAGUCAGCUUUUUAUAAGUGCCCUGAUCGUCUUCGUCUUCCUCUGAUAUUCUACUUUGGACACACGGCAGCUGUUUAUGUCAAUAAACUUGUCCUUGCAGGACUCUUGAAGGAAAGGAUUAAUUUCUACUUCGAGACGCUGUUUGAGACUGGUGUUGAUGAAAUGUCCUGGGAUGACACGGAGAACUACAGGAUGGGUGGAAGCUUUGUGUGGCCAAAGGUUUCUGUGGUCGCUGAAUAUCGUAAGAAAGUCCGACAGACCAUGCUGGAUGUCAUCGAGAACACCCCACUUGAAUUACCUGUUACUCAGGAAAGCAAAUGGUGGGCUGUGUUCAUGGGAUUUGAACAUGAAAGGAUCCACUUUGAGACGUCGUCAGUUUUGAUCCGUCAGAUGCCGAAAGAACUUGUCAAGAAACCGCUGGGAUGGAAGGAUGGACCAUUAACAGGAGAUCCGGUGUUGUCCAAUCCUCUGAUUGAAAUAAGAACGGAGCGGGCUGUGAGCAUGGGGAAACCAGAAAACUUUCCAUCGUACGGCUGGGACAACGAAUAUGGCAAGUGGAAUGUCAAGGUUCCGCCUUUCAAAGCUUCUAAGUAUUUGAUUACCAACCGUGAAUACUUGGAGUUUGUUGAUGACAGAGGCUACGAAAAUUCCAAGUAUUGGACAAAGGAAGGUUGGCAAUGGAAACAGUUCCGCCAGUUACAUCAUCCAAGCUUCUGGAUUUGUGGAAACCACUGCAAGUCUGGCUGUGGUGGUGACUUGGCAACUUACUCUCACUGUAACCAAGCAGCCGAUGUCAAUCACAACGGCUUUCAAGAACAUAGCAGCCUGAAUGGCCAUCACAAUGGCGAGAUCAAUGGCGUCAUAAAUGGCAACCACCAAAAUGGAUUGACUAACAGUGUCUCGGCAAAUGGUCACUCGGAGGUGAAAUCUUGCCCUUACAAGUUCCGUGCCAUGUUUGAUGUGGUGGAGAUGCCCAUGGACUGGCCUGCAGAAGUGAACUAUCAUGAGGCUAAAGCGUUCUGUGCCUGGAAGGGCUCGGACUAUCGCCUGCCGACUGAGGCUGAACAUCAUGUCAUGCGUGGACCACAGAAAUCCCCUUCAGAAGGUACGGUUUGUGACAUCAUUUACCAGGAUAAGAUUGAAGCAAACAUCAACAUGGCUUAUGGUUCAUCCACUCCUGUUAACUUGUACCCAGCCUCCGAAGCUGGUUUUUGUGACGUCUUUGGAAAUGUGUGGGAAUGGAUCGAGGAUCACUUCAAUGGGCUUGGUGACUUCAAGGCUCAUUUGCUGUAUGAUGACUUCUCCACGCCUUGCUUUGAUGGACGACACAACAUGAUCAUGGGUGGCAGCUGGGUGUCAACUGGUGACGAGGCAUCACGAUUUGCCCGCUUUGCUUUCCGCCGCCAUUUCUUUCAGCAUCUUGGUUUCAGGAUUGCCCAGUCGGUUGUGGACAGGCUCCCAGUGCGUUUGGUAGAAACUCCUGUUUUUGUGCUGGGAGUUGGCGUUGAAGAUAACCCUCCCACUCUGCCUGGAGUUGAUGACAACAGUGUUUAUGUUAGCACGACAAACUACCAAUACCACGACGAUGCGGAGGAGUUUCUGUACAGUGAAGUUUUGUCGCACUACGGAGAUCUUUUGGGAGUGGAGAGCAACGCCGAUGACUGUAAACAGUUUGCACAGAUGUGUCAAGAGGCCGUGCAGAAGUUUGACUGCCCGGUGAAGAAGGCCUUGGACGUUAUGUGUUCUUUGGGACGCUUUUCCUUCGAACUCAGCAAGUUCUUGGAAGAGGUGAUUGCCAUUGACCAUAGCGGCCGAUUGCUUGAUGCAGCUCUCAAGUUGCAACAGGGGUCGUCACUGGAGAUGAACUGUGCCAAAGACUCGCCUUUCAUCAGUAUUCCGCUGAGCGAAAUUGAAGCAAACAUUGAUCGAGUGCAGUUCCAACAGUUUACCUGGUUGCCAAAUGAGAUCGGGGUGUAUGACCUGAUUGUCAUGUCUUGCCUUCACCGCCUGUCCAAUCCAAAAGCUUGGUUGAUUCGUCUGUGGGAGAUCAUCAACACCAGGGGCCUUGUGGUCAUCAAAACCAACGUGGACUGGGACCUAGAGUCGUUGAGAGCUGUUCUAGGAAACAAGUUUACUCUCCUGGAACAACGCCUUGUUUCAAGCAAGCGCGAGGGACUGCGCAAAUCUGACAUGUGUCACUCAAGCGUCACCAUUUGGCGUACCAAGCAAUAAGCUGGCUUCCAAAUGAACCGUUGUGUAGAACGAAUGCAUCGUUACGUUGAAAUGUCACUGAAUAGUCACUUGCUGUUUGAUUAUCUAUAAACUAACUCUGUAUUUCUCACGAAUGCUCAUUUAAUCACUCGCAAACUGCGUUAUUUGCGCAAUUCGCGCGUUCAGUUCUGCCACAGAAAUGUUUGAGAUUCCAGCGAACAAAUCCUUUGACCUGAUUACUUGUUUCACGGUUUUUCAAAUUUUACACCCUUAGUACUUCUCCAGUUCCUUAUUGAAAUCUUAGGUUCCCAUUUCGUUAUUGAUUCUGAGCUUUUACGGGUUGCUUUUCUGCACGUUUCCCCUGAAAACCCAUUAUAUACUGUUUUUGUUUUGAAAAAAUGUUAUUUGGUAGCAAAGUUGGUUGUGUUUUCAUGCAGCAACUGAAGGUGAUUUUAUUUUCAGUGCCAUUACCGUGACCUUUGCAGCGUUCCACAGCGGUUCAUGGGGUUCACACCCCAUCAAGUUUACACUCCCAGCAGUUUUUGUUCUUGUUGUUUUUGUUUUUCAUCUUAUAGGUGACGUAUAUGCCCACCAUAAAAAAAAUAUAACCGUACAUAUUUAACCAGUUUAGUAUAGAACAUAGUUCGUUGUAAUGCUGUAGAGAUAGUUUUGUAGGUGAUUUGGUUUGUGCUACAAUGUUCGUCAUUUAAGUCCUUGGGUGUCUUCGCUUACGAGAAAAAAAAAUCGUUUGAACUAACCUUUAAUUGACACACGCUUGACAAGACUUUUGCAUUUUUAUGCAGAUAGCUUUUCUCGACGUGUACCCUAUAGAGAAAUGGAUAAUUUCUGAAGUAAAAUAAUUAACGUUCGUCUGAGCUAAGCGAAUUAAAAAGUAAACAUCGUUUCUUUUUGGGUUAUUUUUACCUCUUUAAGUUUUGAACCUUGUAGUUUCGAUUUGUAAACAGUUUCAUGGAAGCAACAACUGAAAGAUUCUAUUGCCUCGAGGUCUUUUGACGAAAAUUGUAGGCACGGAAAACUGUUGUGAUUCUGUAACGUUUCACUUGGUUCAGGGAAUACAAUUAGCCGUAUGUAAUAAGCUAACCUGGUUAAUACGUGAAUGCUAAAUGUUAUUCCAGAUAGCAAUUUAAAAUUGCUCUAGUCAUGACAUGAGGAAAUAUAAUCACUAGAAAUAGUUUACUAUAGUCGAGUUUAUGUUUUUGAUAAUCUUUGCAACGUUUUAGAAUGUUGCCUUGCAGUUAGCUUGCUACUAAAUUAAUAUGGAACUGCUGAGUGAACUUCGUGUGAAUGACUUGUAGAGAUGAAGUGUCACGAAUCCGACUUCGGCAGAAAUAAAAAUGUGUUGACUUUA
Molecule: messenger RNA, 4522 nt
Organism: Orbicella faveolata
Lineage: Eukaryota; Metazoa; Cnidaria; Anthozoa; Scleractinia; Merulinidae
Biological process (GO): protein oxidation
Molecular function (GO): formylglycine-generating oxidase activity
Source: RefSeq, a predicted model, not a curated record